Cyprinodon variegatus (sheepshead minnow) is the source of this 5285-nucleotide messenger RNA. RefSeq names its product inositol hexakisphosphate and diphosphoinositol-pentakisphosphate kinase 1-like (gene ppip5k1b). Gene Ontology annotation, molecular function: 5-diphosphoinositol pentakisphosphate 1-kinase activity; inositol hexakisphosphate kinase activity; diphosphoinositol pentakisphosphate kinase activity. Gene Ontology annotation, biological process: inositol phosphate biosynthetic process; inositol metabolic process. Lineage: Eukaryota; Metazoa; Chordata; Actinopteri; Cyprinodontiformes; Cyprinodontidae. Bases 1 to 3606 code for a protein of 1201 amino acids. Gene Ontology annotation, cellular component: cytosol. The transcript has 29 exons. The record is from RefSeq and is a predicted model, not a curated record.
AUGUCUCAGUAUCUGGAUGGUGGCACCGGGGUCGGUGGGAGAAGCGUGCCCCGCUUUGUGAUUGGCUGUAAAGAGGAUGAGCAAAGCAUGGGCCAAAUGGAGGCUGGUAUGAAGAACGAGAUGUUUCGACAGGAGGACAUGGAGGACGAUGAAAUCGAGUCGCCAUCAGAGCGACAGAUCGUGGUGGGCAUAUGUGCAAUGAUGAGAAAGUCCAAAUCAAAGCCCAUGACUCAGAUCCUGGAGAGACUGUGUAAGUUUGACUACAUCGAUGUCGUCAUCUUUCCUGAGGAGGUGGUUCUGGAGGAACCUGUGGAGAAAUGGCCCCUCUGUGACUGCCUCAUCUCCUUCCAUUCCAAAGGUUUUCCUCUUGACAAAGCUGUGGAAUAUGUGAAGCUAAGGAAUCCAAUGCUCAUCAAUGACCUCAACAUGCAAUAUUUCAUUCAAGACCGGAGGGAAGUGUAUCGGAUCCUUCAGGAGGAAGGCAUCGACCUGCCUCGUUACGCCGUGUUAAACCGGGACCCUGACAAUCCUGCAGAGUGCAGCCUGGUGGAGGGGGAGGACCACGUGGAGGUGAACGGAGAGGUGUUUCCUAAACCCUUUGUGGAGAAACCUGUGUGCGCGGAGGACCACAACGUCUACAUCUACUACCCAACGUCUGCUGGUGGAGGCAGCCAGAGGCUGUUCAGAAAGAUCGGGAGUCGCAGCAGUGUCUACUCUCCAGAAAGCAGUGUGCGAAAAACCGGAUCCUAUAUUUAUGAGGAGUUCAUGCCGACAGAUGGCACCGACGUUAAGGUUUACACAGUGGGCCCAGACUACGCCCACGCCGAGGCCAGGAAGUCUCCAGCUUUGGAUGGUAAGGUGGAGAGAGACAGCGAGGGGAAGGAGAUCCGUUACCCCGUCAUGCUGACCGCCAUGGAGAAGCUGGUGGCCCGCAAGGUCUGCCUCGCCUUCAAGCAAACCGUGUGCGGAUUCGAUCUGCUGCGAGCCAACGGCCAUUCCUACGUCUGCGACGUUAACGGCUUCAGUUUCGUGAAGAACUCCAUGAAGUACUACGACGACUGUGCCAAAGUCCUGGGGAACAUGGUGAUGAGAGAGCUAGCCCCUCAACUGCACAUCCCCUGGUCCAUCCCCAUGGAGGCUGAAGACAUCCCCAUCGUCCCAACCACCUCAGGAACCAUGUAUGAAGUGCUGGAUAUCGCCCGCCUGCUGCUGGUUGAACUGGGCCAGCACAACGACUGUGAGAUCGAGGAGAAGAAAUCCAAGCUGGAGCAACUCAAGACGGUGCUGGAAAUGUAUGGCCAUUUCUCUGGUAUCAACAGGAAGGUCCAGCUGACCUACCUCCGGAACGGCCAGCCUAAAGCCUCCAGCGAGGAAGAAGACUGUAAGAAGGACGGUCCAUCUCUGCAGCUGGUGCUGAAGUGGGGCGGGGAACUGACACCUGCUGGCCGGGUCCAGGCUGAGGAGCUGGGCAGGGCCUUUCGCUGCAUGUACCCCGGAGGACAAGGUGACUUUGCAGGGUUUCCUGGCUGUGGCUUGCUGAGGCUGCACAGCACCUACCGCCAUGAUCUAAAGAUUUAUGCCUCAGACGAAGGCAGGGUCCAGAUGACUGCUGCGGCUUUUGCAAAGGGCCUGCUGGCUCUGGAGGGGGAACUGACACCAAUCCUGGUGCAGAUGGUGAAGAGUGCCAAUAUGAAUGGACUCCUGGACAGUGACAGCGACUCGCUGACCGACUGCCAGCAGAAGGUGAAGGCCAGGCUGCAUGAGAUCAUGCAGAGUGACCAUGAGUUUACACAAGAGGACUAUCAGAAGUUGGCCCCAACUGGCAGUCCCUCACUGGUGAAUUCCAUGAAGGUGAUAGAGAAUCCAGUCAAAACCUGCGACAAGGUCUAUGCGCUCAUUCAGAGCCUCACUUCGCAGAUUCGGAAGAGACUGGAGGACCCCAAGUCUGCAGAUUUACAGCUUUACCACAGCGAGACGUUGGAGUUGAUGUUGCAGCGCUGGUCCAAACUGGAGAGGGACUUCCGCAUGAAGAAUGGACGCUACGACAUCAGUAAGAUCCCUGACAUCUACGACUGCAUCAAGUACGACUCCCAACACAACGCCUCCGUCGGGCUGGAGGACACGCUGGAGCUCUUCAGACUCUCCCGCGCCCUGGCCGACAUAGUCAUCCCACAGGAGUACGGCAUCAGUAAAGCAGAGAAGCUGGACAUUGCCCAGGCGUACUGUGUUCCUCUGAUGAAGAAAAUCUACCUGGACCUGCAGAGAACCCAUGAAGACGAGGCUGUGAACAAGCUGCACCCUCUGUACUCCCGGGGGGUGAUGUCUCCUGGUCGUCACGUUCGCACCCGUCUCUACUUUACAAGCGAGAGCCACGUCCACUCUCUGCUCAGCAUGUUCCGCUAUGGAGGACUCCUGGACGAGGUGAAGGACCAGCAGUGGAAGCAGGCGAUGGACUACCUGAGCGCUGUGACUGAACUCAACUACAUGACGCAGAUCGUCAUCAUGCUGUACGAAGACAACAACAAGGACCCCUCUUCUGAGGAGCGUUUCCACGUGGAACUUCACUUCAGCCCAGGAGUGAAAGGGUGUGAAGACGAGGAGAAUGUGCCCCUUGGUUUCGGUUUCCGGCCUGCAUCAUCAGAGAAUGAAGACAAAAAGCCCAACCAGGGCAGCUUGGAGGAUCUCUCCCAGGAUCAGACAGACGAUGCGCUUCCUGUCACAGAACUCAUCAACCUGCAGAGAAAGUCCCCUAUGAUCCGUAACCGCAAGGCAGGCUCCAUGGAGGUCCUCUCUGAGUCCUUCCCCAACGCUUCCUCCAAAGGCCCCACAUCCCAUCGACUCUUCCAGUCAUGUUCGCGCCAGUCUCCUGAGAUCAAACCAGCUGGAGGCCUAGGCUCGCUCUGCUCUGGCCUCUUCAGUGCCUCAGCGCUUGGGGUGUCCUCUAGCGCCCCCAACUUGCGGGAUUACGUCCGCACCCACCACCAUCACCACCACCGAAAACCACCUCUGUCCCCCGGCAGUCUGCCGUGCAAGAUUGGCAUGUUUGAACUGCUCUCUAUGCCGGCAGUAAAGAGAUUUUCUGUGUCGUUUGCCAGGCAUCCGACCAAUGAUGAACUCGCUGAGUUGGCGCUACAAGGGUUUGACCCUGUUGCCCUGGAUAGGUCCUUCUCCUAUCACCUGCACCACUGCCCCCACCACCUCCGCCUCCUCAGGACCCAACUGUUGUGUGGUCAGGAGCUCUCAGAGUGCCUCCACGGAUUUGAAGGCUGCUCAAUGGUGCCCUCUAUCUACCCACUGGAGACUCUGCACAACUCUCUCUCCCUGAAGCAGGUGGAGGAGUUUCUCAGCAAGGUGUGUGAGAGCAGCGCAGAGGCCCAGGCCAAAACAAUGAAAGCACUUUCUGGUUUGUUCGACUCUCAGAGUCAGACGUGUCUCUGCAGCCCUCAGCCGCCUCUGUCCUCCUCUGGAUCAGAGGCGUCUCUCCAGCCCCCCGGCCAGCCUCUGUGGCAUGGCAGCAUCCCUUCCAGCGCCGUUUCCAGUGCGGGACCCUCGUCACCAACCACAGACAGCUCCGGGAUCGGCCUGAACUUCAGCUUCAGCGAGUAGCCCCGCCUCUGCCGCCGCUCGCAGGAGACGAUGCCGUCCUCCUCCUCGGAUUGUGGAGUGAAAACUGCUCUAAAGAUAAUUUUUUGGGACCCAGCAGAGCUACUUUCAGACACUGUGCCUUUCCUACGUUUUUUCACUCAUCAGUUUUCCCCAGAGGCUGAAGGAACCUCCUGCUGUUUAGAAACACACAGACCGGACCGAUAUUUUACACAUUCAGUUAGUUUAUGCUAAACUUCACCUGUUUGUUGGUUUCUAGGCGUUUUUUAACAGCUGCUUUCAGAACAAGAAUUAGUCAUUUUAUUGUGGAUUUAUGGCAGAUUCUUCCUCCAUUUUUAUUCGAUUUAUUUUAAUGGUGUGAAUUAAUAGAGGUUUUUAUGAAGCAGCCUUCUGCCCCCAUUUGAAAGGCCGAUGGUAUUUUUCAUUUUCUUUAGGCCUGUAGCUGUAAGUAGUUUCUUCAUAUCGACCAAAAAGUUGUAGAUCUUGAUUUAACUGCAGCUUCUGGUUUCGUCUCUAAUUCUCACAGCAGGCGGAUCAGUCAGUGUGUCCAUGUGCCUUUAACUACUUCCAUAAAAAAACUUCUGCCACAGAAGGAAGCAGUGCUUAAUCUGAAGGAAGAAAUGAGGACUAGUUCAUCUGUAUGCUGCCUUUAUCUGCUGUCCUGCCAAAUCAAACCAAUGUCUUUGCCUUUAAAUUAUCUGCAUAGCUGCUUUCUAAACAUGCUCAGGUAAAGAAGGAACCAAACAGGUUUUCUCAGCAUUUUGCUGAACUGGGGGUCGGGUUAGUUUCCUUUACUUUAUGCUGGUAAACAUUCAGUCAUGGCUUUAUUUCUUAUAUGACCUCUUUGGAUUGUUUUGCUUUAUGAUUCAUCUGAUCUUUUCAGUAGGUCUUUCUGUAGAGCUGCAGGGUAAUGUCGCCCUCUGUUUGUUGCUUGUUGUGGAUUCACUCUUAGACCAAAAAGUAACAAUAGUUCAUUUCUUUGAGAAGCAAAUCUAAAGAGGACUGACAGCAGUCUGUGCUGCGCUGCAGUAGCGAGGCGCUGCCUGUUUUAUGUUAAUGCCGUUAGUCCGAUGAACUGGUCGGAUCUGGCUUGUUCCGUGUUGUUUCGCCCUUUAAUAGCAGAUAGCGGUUGAAGACACUCUGCUUGGUUGGAAAAACUGUAAAACAGGUCUAACCUGUGCAAACAGGGUGGAGAAUUAGCCAAAACUUUUUGUUGAUGUGGUUUAAACUUUGAUUUCUUCAGCAGUCUAUCUGUUGUCGUCUGCUCCUUGAACCCAUUAGCUUUACUCUCUGGUUUCUAACCGAGCUUGGCUGCAGCGUAGACCUCGUCAGUUAGUCCCUGUUGUCUAAACUGAACCCCCAGAACCUGGAAAACAAUCUGCUGUAGAGGAACCUUUUUGUUUUAGAUUUCUGUUCAUUUUUGUCUGUUUUGCAUUUCUGAAUUGUUCAAACAAUAAUAUGUCAGCCAAAGAUGUUUCUGUGUCCUGAGAUGUGAUUUGCUUCAGAGAAGCAGAGUGAAGCUGUAUAAAUCUCUAAAACUGUCUGAAACUGUUGAUGUUCAGGUCAGGUUGUGAUGUUUGGAAGAUAAAGUGCUGAUAAUAAAGAGCUGUAUAUCAAAUAAACAGUUAACCUGCUGUUUGUGUGGUCCAUAUUGCAGCAGACCAAAUGUUAACAGCCCUGUU